AUGCCUUUAUCCCAAAUAGAAAAUGAUUCGAAAAAAUUAUUGUUUGUUGAUAAUAUUUUUCAAUUAUUAUUAUAUGUUUACAAAGAUGAAAUAUCUACUGAUAAAACUUAUCUGACUCAUGGAUUGUGCGAAAAAGGAUUUUUACAAUUUUUAUCACGAAUAAUUACUCUUUCUUCAAACGUGGAACAUUGUUUGCACAUUCGUAAACUUGGAGUCCUUGUACUUUCAUACGUAAUUAUAAAUUUAUCCGAAGACGUACUCAUGAUAAGUAAAAUCGAAAUAGAAGGAGUGGAUAAUUUUCAAAAAGAAAUUUAUAACGGAUUUUCAAAACUUCCAUUGGAUGGUUCAAAAUGGCUACAAAUGUCACAAUUAUCAUCUGAUUAUUACAAUCGUAGUGAAAAUGAUAUCGAAGCAAAAAAUAAAAUAAUAUUUGCUCUAGAAAUUCAAAAUGAUUUGUCAUUGUCAUACACUCAUCAUCCCGCCAUACUUUAUUGGGCAUUUUCUUGCGAAAUCGGUUCGAUUCGUCUUUGGCUUUUGAAUAAAACAUCAGAUUGUAAAGAAUUGGAAGAAUUAAUUAAAAAAUCAUCGGAUGUUAGAUUUGCAAUUUUGGUACUAUUAGAUUUGGCAUAUUCAACAUUACAUUCUAUAUUAUCAGAGGGUGAAUAUGAAAAUUUAACAGGAAAUAUUUGGUUUAUUUUACCACAAAUGUUGGGUAAAUACAUAUCGGAUUUAACUUCAGCUAAAAAUGUGGAUUACGUAAUAGAAUUAAGCAGUUUAAAAAGUCCCAAAUGUUGUUUUGAUAUCGUUACAAUAAUAAGAAUUUCAUCCCUUUUGUCACAAGUUUUUAUCAAAUCGGAUUUGAUAACAAUUUUACCAUGUUUUACAUUAACUUAUUCAUUAUUGAAAUUGGGAAUUGAAAUGGACGAUAUAAGAGUUAUUGAAACAUUUUUACGUAACGUUGAAUUCGUUGAAAAAAUAAUAACGAGCGGAAUGGAUUCAAAUAUUGUUGAAAUAAUAACGAUAAGUUUAAAAUUAUUGACAAUUUUUUGGAAAAACGGUAAUCAAAUUAAAACAACGGAAGAGGAAGUGAGUCAAAUUAAUAAAUUUUGUCGUUGGAAAAGCGAUUAUUAA
Molecule: messenger RNA, 1131 nt
Organism: Pediculus humanus corporis (human body louse)
Lineage: Eukaryota; Metazoa; Arthropoda; Insecta; Psocodea; Pediculidae
Exons: 7
Coding region: 1-1131 (376 amino acids)
Source: RefSeq, a predicted model, not a curated record